Molecule: messenger RNA, 1623 nt
Organism: Branchiostoma belcheri (Belcher's lancelet)
Lineage: Eukaryota; Metazoa; Chordata; Leptocardii; Amphioxiformes; Branchiostomatidae
Product: chitinase-like protein PB1E7.04c
Exons: 5
Coding region: 1-1599 (532 amino acids)
Source: RefSeq, a predicted model, not a curated record
AUGCAUAAGAAAUCCCCCAACAGUAGUGUUGCCUCCCUGUCCAAACAACUGGACCCCGGCCUGCUCAAGUCCACCACAACCCUGUCCUCGUCCAACUUCUCCCCCAUCAGGAGCCCAAAUUCCAGCCUUGUCGGUUCUCCCCAGUCCAGAAGCCGCGACCGUUCACCUCAGAGAACCUCCAACACAAACCUGUCUCAGUCUUCACCAGGACUGAGUAGCAACAACAGGAGUCUACAGCCAAGUCCUUCAAAUGGGAGAAGUUACGACAACGCCUCAAACUCAAGGUCACCGCAUCAAGGUCAGCAGAGAAGUCAGAACGAGGGAGUGAAAGAGAGGAGUGCUAGUGAUGUUUCGAGUAGAAGCACGGUGAGUGGUUCCUCCCUGCACAGCAGUGUGAGUGGAGUGAGCAGACUGACUUGCUCUACAGACGUAGACACAGCGGUUUUAAACGCGGGGAAAACCUUAGACCACUCCAUGCUGGCGUCUCAGCAUAAACCCAGCCCGCAGAAGUCUCUUGCAGAAGAGAUUCGGGAAAGUCUCACACCUGGAGGAGGGACUUUAGAUGCUAACCAAAUGAGUGGCGCAUCGGGAACAUACCUAACGAGAGAUUUACUCCAAACUUUUAACCAGGGAUUGGCCCAGAACAGGGCAAAGCCACUAUCUGUACGUACUGGCUCGCUGGAGCAAGUUCGAGCGGGAAAUGCGCUUGAUUCGCCGAGUUCGGUAUCCGACAAGCGGACAAGCGACAGCGGGAUGUUGAGUCGCGAAGGUACCAUGGGGACGAUGACCCCGCAAAGCUCCACUUCGGAACUCAGUGUGAAGUCGCAACGAGAGUGGCCGCCAUCGACCAACGGGAAAGCGGGCAGCCACGAUGAAGACUUGACUUUCUCGGCAGACGAGUUUGGUAAGAAGCUAGAGGCUGCCCUGAAGGCAACACCCCUUAACUCCACGUUUAAUCUGCAUGAUGAGAGCUCUUACGAUCACACUCAGGACAGACAGAAGUCGUCUUCUUUAACAAACAUCCGCGUGAAAUCUUUACCAAACGGAGAUUCGGGAUUUUCGAGCUCAACUGCGCUGUGUAAAAACGGACCUUCCAGCAGUUCUGACGGAAAUCUUUACCUCAACCCUGAUUCUGGCUACCCGUACCAGAACGGGCCAAAACUCGGUAACUUCGCCAACAUUUCGGGCGUGCUGAACUCUUCGUUACUAUCCGAAGGAGUUAUAUUCCGUGCGGAGGACCUCCAAGACCCGGAACUGACCAAACUUCCGGAUUUUUCGCUCUCAACACCGACCCCAGGGUCACCUUCGAACCCUAGGAUGCAGUCUACCCCGGUCCCGACGCGCAUGCCGUCUCCCAUGAGCCUCCUGAGCUUCAUGACCAGCAUGGAACAGGGUGGAGGGGAUGAGCUGUUGUCUCUGCUAGAGAUGAUUGGCCAACAGAGCGAGAAGCUCAGAACAGAGCUGGAGGAAGCACAGGUGCGAGAAGCGCAGCUGUUAGAUGAGAUAGAGGAGCUUCAGGCGCAGCAGGUGUCGCAGCCGCAAGAGGAACCUGUUGACAGCCGCGUGCUGGCUAAACUCUCACAGGUGAGAACACUUUGACAUCAUGUAUACUGGUACACAUAU